This is a messenger RNA of Meloidogyne enterolobii, 1890 nucleotides long. Lineage: Eukaryota; Metazoa; Nematoda; Chromadorea; Rhabditida; Meloidogynidae. The record is from the annotation of a GenBank genome assembly.
UUUUUAUUCCUUGUUUAGCGCAUUCAAUUUCGCAGUUUUUACAGCGCUCUUUCUUUUGUUCAGGCCAGUAAUAAACUUUAAUUUUAAUUGAUCCCCAACUUUGUAUAGGAAUAUUGCCCUCAUCGGUUACUAGAACGGUUAAUUCAUAUUGCCGGAAGUAACAAAAACGCGUUCCUUCUUCAUUGCAAAAAUUAUUUCUACAGUAACGCGGGCUUCCUGUUGUCUUUCCUACACCAAUACACUCAUAAUUUCCAUUUAAAUUAUCUAUGUGGGCAAUGUUUAAUUCCUUAAUUAAGUGUUUGGUUCCAUCGAAAAGCUGAAUUUGGUUUGCUUCUAUUAUUUCGGGCAUCCCACAUUUUUCAUUCGGUUCCAAGGAACAAAAUUUAAUUUUUUCUUUUUCUAAAAUUUUUCUUACUUCUUUAUCUUCUAUUGUGGAAUUUGAUGAUUUUGGUCCUUUAUAAAAGCUACAAUUUGGGGUCCAAUUAGAACAUUUACAUUUAUCGCCACAAAAUAAUUUUUUAUCCGAUGCGACUCUAAUGGCUCCGUUUUCGCAUGUUAUAUAUUUCCAACAAAGUGUUCCCUUUUCACCUUUGUAUACCCCAAAAGCAUUUUGUACACACGUGUCUAUGUCCAUUAAUUUUGUGUUUUCAUUGCUUUUGCAGGGUCUCGCGUGUGCUAGCGGCCAAAAAAUAAGUGAGGCGAUUAGAGAAAUGUUUAGCAAUGUUUUUAUUUUUAUUUCUUUUGCAGCUGGCUUUUUGUAAGAUCUGAGUUUUGCUCUAUAUUCUUCUGUUUUCUCUUCAUUUUUAUCAAUUUUAGUGGAUUUUUCUGUUUUUGGCUUUUCUUCAGUUUCUGCGCGAAUUUCUAAUGGGUAAAGAAGUGGUAUUGCUCUAGUUAGCGUUUUUCCUUUUGAGAGAAUUUUGGCUACUCUCUUUUCUCCAUCUCUCCCUUGUAUUAGUUUAACCACUCUACCCAUUUUCCAUUGAUUCCUAGGGAGGUUUUUGUCGCCAAUCAACACUAUAUCUCCCUCAUUUGGUUCAUAGUUUGUGUAUUUCUUUUGUUUAUGUUUGUCUAUUCGUUCUUUGAGCGAUUGCAAGUAUUCAGUGGACCACCUUUCCCAGAAUUUUUCAACUCUUGUUUGAAGUGUUCCCCAAAUAUUUACUAAUUUCUCAUGUGUUUUUUCCUUUUCCUUAAAUUCAAGGUCAUUUUCAUUUUCGGGUAUUAAGCGUAAAAAUUCGUUUUUGUUUCUAUUUGGUUGCAUAAAGUCUAUAGGGCACAAAGGAUUAAGUGAUUCCAUGUCCGAGCAAACAUAAGUUAAUGGCCUAGAAUUGAUUAUCGAUUUUACUUGAAUUAUUAGUGUUCGCAUGUCUUCAAUUUCUAGGUAUUUUUUCCCUGUAACCAAUUUAAUGUGUUUUUUAGUUAAUCCCACUAGGCGCUCAUAAGUUCCACCAAACCAUGGUGAAAGCUCAGGAAUGAACUUCCACUCUAGUUUUUCUCUCUCAAAACUUUUUUGAAUUUCUAUGACAGCCUUAGAACUCAUUUUGAAUUGGGUUCCGUUAUCACUGAUUAAUUUCCGUGGUAAUCCAUACUCUGCUGUAAAUCUAGUGAAAAUUUGUAGGAAAGAAGAGGCAGUUAGAUCCUUAGCUAUAUCUAAGUGUAUCCCUCUACAUGUAAGGCAAGUAAAUAAACAAAUCCAUAUUUUUAAAGCUUCAUCCCCAUUUUUAACAUAAAGAGGUCCCAUAUAGUCAACACCUGUGCGUUCGAAAACUUGAAACCUAUUUAUUCUGUCAUCCGGAAGAGGUGCCAUUUUGGGAAAUUUAUAUGGUUUUAAAUUGUACAUAAAACAUUUUUGGCAUUUUUUAAUUACAUUUUUAACCAAAAUUCGAGCUUUGG